Peronospora matthiolae is the source of this 549-nucleotide messenger RNA. The record is from the annotation of a GenBank genome assembly. NCBI's taxonomy places the organism in Eukaryota, Oomycota, Peronosporomycetes, Peronosporales, Peronosporaceae.
AUGUCGACAUCUGAUCAUCCAGAGUCAGAUGGUCAGACGGAACGUGCCAAUCGUGUCCUUGAAGAGAUACUUCGAGGAUACGUACACUCCUUUAAGAGUUGGAGUGAGUUUUUGCCAAUGGUAGAGUUUGCCAUCAACAACUCGGUGCAUGCGUCCACGACACAUACACCGUUUUACGUGAAUGGCUUGCGCCAUCCGCGUGUACCCACCUUACUAGAGUGUAACUCUGGUUUAAGGGGGGGAGGGACUCGCGCGAGCAAAAACCGAUUUGGAUCACGCUCAUCACGCUCUGACGAAGAGGUCAUUGCGUUUGAUGCCGAUAUCCAUAACAUCGAUAUUGAAGAAGAUGAUGCCAGUGAGGGUGCGGAAGCCCUCACUGAAGAAGAUGAUGCCAGUGAGAGUGCGGAAGCCCUCACUGAAGAAAAGGUUGAUGUUGCUGCAGUGCGCUCACAGCGCACUGAAGUUAACGAGUCAUCAAAUGAGUUCAUACUGGCUCGUGAAACGGUAGUCCGUUUUGUGCAAGACUCCAUCGCCGAAGCGGUGGAUUAA